Messenger RNA from Effrenium voratum, 660 nucleotides. The record is from the annotation of a GenBank genome assembly. Lineage: Eukaryota; Dinophyceae; Suessiales; Symbiodiniaceae.
AUGGCUCGCAUUCAUCCAGCAGGAGGUGGAGCAGGAGUACGCGAAGAGUCCGGCUGUUUGCCAUGUGGAAACUGCCUGGUGGUGGUGCCGCAGGACAGAUUCUUUGCCUUGGAGACCUUUGGCAAGUUUAGCCAAAUACUCGAGCCAGGUCUCCGCUGGGCUGGCUUCGACGUUGGCGGGGCCUGUGUGGGAUUCCGAUCGAUUAGCAGCCGGGUGGUGCAGAGCCACGUGCGUGUCCCCACCAAGACAGCGGACAAUGUGUUCGUCGACGUGGACGUUGCUGUGCAACAUACUGUCUCAGCCGCUACUGCUGAAGAUGCGUUGUACAAGCUGGAUAACAUUAGCGAGCAGCUGGAGUCGUAUGUGGCAGGGGACGUGCGAUCCUUCGUGCCCACCUUGACGCUGGAUGAGUGCUUUGAAAAGAAAGACGAGAUCUCGAGUACCAUCGAGAGCACGCUGAGAGAUGCAAUGAUCCAAUAUGGCCACGAGAUUCGCAAGGCGUUGGUGGUCAAUGUGGAGCAGAACAGCAGCGGAAGCAGUCCAAUGAAAGAGAUUAACAAACAGAAGCGGCUUCGCGCAUCGGGGCUGCACUUUUGCAAGCGGCUGCAAUGGUCCUCUCUGUGUGUUCUGUCCGCCGCAAGCACAGCGCGGGGGCGGUGA